Cephus cinctus (wheat stem sawfly) is the source of this 3341-nucleotide messenger RNA. RefSeq names its product DNA ligase 3 (gene DNAlig3). The transcript has 17 exons. Gene Ontology annotation, biological process: double-strand break repair via alternative nonhomologous end joining; mitochondrial DNA repair; lagging strand elongation. Lineage: Eukaryota; Metazoa; Arthropoda; Insecta; Hymenoptera; Cephidae. The coding region runs from base 855 to 3314 and encodes 819 amino acids. The record is from RefSeq and is a predicted model, not a curated record. Gene Ontology annotation, molecular function: DNA ligase (ATP) activity; DNA binding; ATP binding. Gene Ontology annotation, cellular component: DNA ligase III-XRCC1 complex.
CAUAAAGUGUUCAGGGAGAUUCAGUUGAGACUGAUAGAAAAGAGACCAAAAGAGGAGACAAUGGGAAGGAAGACACCUCGAGUGUCAGAGGUCUAUCUUUCUUGAGGAUCUCAACAUUAUUCUUCAUACUGUAAGAAGAAAAGAUACCGAAAGACCCACCGUCUCUGUACUGUAUAUCGUAGGGUGGAUCGUUACGUUGUAGAGAUACUAGCUGGCGACGAGUGGCGCUUGCGAUUAAUUAACGCAACAUUUUUUGCCUCUUUUGUUCUGGUAUUCCUCCUUCUGUACUUACGAUCAGGGUUUAUUUACCUUAGUUUAAGCAGCGACAACCCUGGAUAUCUGUGGUAUAGGUGUUCUCGUCUCGAGUGAUGAAUUGUUAUUCAUUUGUGAAAUGAGGGAAAAUGUAAAAAUACUUUGCGCUCUUUUGAAUUAGUAAUUCGAUUCAGGUAUCCGAAAUGUUGUACGGGUAGUGCAUAAGAAAGUAGAUCGCCGAGACGGUAACGAGAGGAAUAAACCAGAAUGAAUCAUGCGAGCAAUGAUGCACAUGGCGGGAACGUAUAUGCAUCGAGUGCAAUAAUUAAUUGUAUCAAUGGAGUAUCAUUAGUUUCCAUAUAAACAGACUCUCGCCCUCGGUCUUCGCGCUACUUUUCGUUGGGUGUCGUCGACGCUCGCCGUCGGCGUCCUCAACGCGGUGAGCUACGUAAAUAUGAUAUCGGAAUCAGAUACAAGGAAACCAUAAUUCACAGCGGGCUUUGCCGCGACUAGAAAGUGGAAUAUUUUUAUGGGUGGUUAUCUCAGUGAGUUGCGACAAAUUGAGUUGAGUCAAUGAUUAAAAAAAGUCUCAAGGAUAAUUCAUGAGAAAAGGCACUUUCCAGGGCGAUGUACUGCUUUGGUGCAGGAUGCUUCUACCGGCUGUCACCAAGAGAAUUUACAAUCUUCAGAAUAAACAAUUGAUCAAGUUGUUCUCGCGAUUGUUUUCGCAAGAUGAAAACGAGAUGCUGGAACACUUGGAGCAGGGGGACGUGGCUGAGACAGUGCGCUGUUUCUUUGAGGAUAGCGAUGUUGUCCGUCCUAAUCGACAGAGUGUGCUUACGUUGAAGGAGGUCGAUCAGUUUCUUGAGAAUCUAUCAAAGCUAACGCGAGAGGACGAUCAAGUUCAACAUUUUGCCAGCAUUGUUGACAGAUGCACAUCAAACGAUUUGAAAAUGAUAGUCCGACUUAUAAAACAUGAUCUGAGGAUAAACGCAGGUCCAAAACACAUACUCGAAGCAAUUCAUGAAGAGGCCUACAGAGCUUUUCAAGUUUCCAUGGACUUGAAUACAGUUAUAUCUCGUUUUGUGAAUCCGCCAAGCAGUAACACUUCAAACGCUUCAUCAAGUUCAAAUUUGGCAAGUCCGUCCACUUUGUCUAAAGUGACUGUUGUUUUAAUGACACCUGUUCUACCUAUGCUGGCCGAGUCUUGCACGUCCGUGGAAAUGGCCAUGAAGAAGUGUCCACUUGGAAUGUUGUCCGAGGUCAAGUACGACGGUGAAAGAGUGCAAGUGCAUAAAAGAGGAAGUGAAUUCCGUUACUAUAGUCGUUCUCUAAAACCAGUAAUGUUACACAAGAUUAACCAUUUUAAGGAUUACAUUCCUAAAGCCUUUCCGUCGGCUGAUGAUCUAAUUCUUGAUUCUGAGAUAUUGAUGAUCAAUACGAAAACGGGACAGCCUUUACCGUUUGGCACACUUGGUGUACAUAAGAAAGCUCAAUUUAAAGAUGCCAACGUUUGCCUCUUUGUUUUUGACUGUCUUUAUUACAAUGGUGAUGUUCUAAUCGACCAGCCUAUGAUAACUCGCCGGAAAAUUUUAGAGGAAAAGAUAACACCGAUACCUAACAGGAUACAAUUGUCUCAGAUUGAAGAAAUCCAUGAUCGAAAAGCUUUAGCAGAAAUGAUAGUGAGAAUCUUGAAGAUGGGUCUGGAGGGUUUAGUCCUGAAGGACAUUACCGGAAAAUACGAACCAGGGAGACGGCAUUGGCUGAAGGUAAAGAAGGACUACCUAUUCGAAGGUGCUAUGGCAGAUAGUGCAGAUCUAGUUGUUCUCGGCGCUUGGUAUGGCACAGGACAAAAAGGAGGUAUGAUGUCCAUUUUCCUUAUGGGCUGUUACGACGAGGAACGUGACUGCUGGUUGACUGUGACCAAGGUUCACACGGGACAUGAUGACGCGACCCUGGCACAGUUACAGAGCGAAUUGGAUAUGGUGAAGAUCAGUAAGGAUCCAAAUCUUGUACCAAAAUGGCUGAAGGCUAAUAAACCUAUGAUACCUGAUUUUGUAGCUAAAGAUCCAAAGAAGCAACCUGUUUGGGAAAUCACUGGUGCGGAAUUCACGAAUCAAGGUGUCCAUACUGCUGAUGGUAUCAGCAUCCGUUUUCCCAGGGUAACAAGAAUUCGUCAUGACAAAGAUUGGAAAACGGCUACAUCAUUAGCAUAUCUUCGGAUUCUUUUUAAGAGGAGUUCAGAAUCAAUGGAUUUUAGUCUUCUCCUUGGAAACACAUCGAACGAAGAUAAAUCAGAAAUUAAACCUGGUACGUUAAAUAUAUUCGCAGGGACUUCAACGACGUCUGUAAGGGACUCAACGCGGCAGACGAUGAAAUCAAUUAACGGUGUGAAUAAGCGGAAAGAGAGGUACGAGAGCGAAGAGGAGUCUGCGGAAACUUCAAUGACUGAAUUGAAGAAGAUAAACGGGAAGAAAAUAAAGAGUGAGAAGAAAUGUCACCUAGAUUUUAUGACUACGUCGUCAUCAAAACUACAAGCUGGAAGUUCCUUGAAAAAUGAAAAUACUGAUAAGCCAAUCCAGAAAAUUGAACAAAAUUUUUAUGAGGAUAUUAAAGUAAAACAGGAGAGCCCUUCAUCUCUUUUGAUCUACGAUCUACCAACUGAUUCUGAAACGGAAGCCGAGAGUGAAGACAAUGAACGUAGUGAAUACUACACGUAUAUGAAUAGAUCAAGAUGCUUAGGAUCCUUCAAGAACGUACGAGCAAUACUAGUACCGGACAUCGAAGGUAGCAAACGAGCUGAACUACAUAAAAAAUUAAAGACACUCGGUGUAACAGUUCUUGAGAAGAAAAAUAGGUCUAUGGCCACCCACGUGAUACAUCAAGCCAAGACUAUACGUCAGGAUGAGAGUGAGAUCUUCAGGGACUAUGGUAAAGAGGCCUUACACGUUUGCGAAUCCUGGGUGGAGGAAUCGGUGAAGCAAGCCCGACCUGUCAAAAUGGAACCACAUGCCGUGAUACUUUUGCCAUUUUACUGCAGUUGUCGUCACCCACAACUGUAAUAUUCCCUGGGAGAAUGUAUUGAUAGU